This is a messenger RNA of Uncinocarpus reesii 1704, 1101 nucleotides long. RefSeq lists its product as uncharacterized. The transcript has a single exon. Lineage: Eukaryota; Fungi; Ascomycota; Eurotiomycetes; Onygenales; Onygenaceae. The record is from RefSeq and is a predicted model, not a curated record. The coding region runs from base 1 to 1101 and encodes 366 amino acids.
AUGGACCACGGCAGAAUAAUGGGCACGCCUCUCCGUCGUGCAUCGCUGCGACUGUCGCUCCAACUUUUCGUUGCUGCUCUAAUCCUCACUCUGUUCACUCCCGUCUCGACCCAUAGCCAUGCUCCAGAAGCCAUUCUCCCGAUUCCCGCGAUCACAUCGUGUCCCCGCGCAUCGACGAUCGACGUCGAUCCCCUGAACCCCCCUCUGCGAAAGCGCACUGAGAGCGACGAUGACGAUGCAACCAAGUCGUCCAAACCAACAUCGACAACCGUCGUUCCCUCUUCCUCCUCCUCCCAACUUACCAUCGUCCGUCCCUCGAUGUCUGAUCCGGUCCUCAGCAGCGACAUCAUCAGAGCCACUCCCUCCGUCCCCGAGGCACCCCUCCCCACAGCCUUCGAUACAAACAUAGCCAAUGACUCCUUCACCACCGAAUCUUGCGCCACAUUCUUCAAGGAAUUCACAACAAACUCCGCCUUUAUACAGUGCUACCCCGUCUCCAUCCUCAUCGGCAGCUCGAAAUCCUGGUUCAACGCUGCCAAAUCCUUCGUCUCCAUCACGCGCGUCCUCGACGCCUCCUGCUCCGUGGACGUCGCCAGAUGCACAAAUCUGCUCGCUCAACUCGGCAAGGAAAUAAGCACGAAAGAAAUCUGCGGACAAGAGCUGGCCAACAACAACCCGCUCGUGCUCUCUGCUCGAAACGGCUUUGUAGCCUACAGGUACAUGUACGAUGCAGCCUGCCUCAAGAACCCAGACAUGGGCAGCUACUGCCUCGCAGACGCAUUAUCCUCCGAAGAGACCACGGGGAACACAUUCGUCUACCAUCUCGCUCUGGGCACAAGCCUCCCGGGCGGUUCGCGCCCAGUCUGCAAUAAAUGCCUACAAGCGACUAUGGAGGUAUACUCGCGGGGCGCGGGGUUCAAGGAACAGCCGCUUUCUCAGACAUACAAGCAGGCCGCGCAACAAAUCAAUAUCGGCUGUGGACCGGGAUUCGUCUCCGAGAGCGUCCCAAACGCGGCUUCGGUAUCCGCUUCUUUGCCCUUGCGUGCUUUAUCCUACCUAACCGUACCGCUGUUGGCAUACCUGAUCCUGCAUAUGUCUUGA